AUGGACCCCACUGCCAAGGGGGUUCGCUGGCCCAGCAAGGUGCAGAGCCUGCCGCCAUCAAAAAUAGGAAUGAAUGCAGAAGGUAGUGCACAAAAUGUCUCCGGGAUUAAAGCUCCCGAAGGGAAGAGAACUCGUUUUCACGUGUCGCUGGUUGGUUUAACUCAAAAAUUUGUGGAUCUCAUCACAUCCACUCCUGGGGGCGUUCUUGACUUAAACAAGGCUGCAGCGAAACUGGGAGUACCGAAACGAAGGCUCUAUGACAUUACCAGUGUCUUAAAUGGAAUUGACUUCGUGGAAAAGAAAUCCAAGAACCAUGUUCAAUGGAUAGGGUCUGACCUUAACAAUUCUGAAGCCUCAGCCCAACGAAAGAAGCUGCAAGAGGAACUGUCAGACUUGUCAGCAAUGGAAGAUGCUUUGGAUGAGUUGAUUAAGGAUUGCUCUCAACAGCUGUAUGAAUUAACGGAUGACAAAACAAAUGAAAGCUUGGCAUAUGUGACGUGUCAAGAUGUCCAUAGCAUCCAAGACUUUCGUGAACAGAUUGUUAUUGCCAUUAAAGCUCCAGAAGAAACCACAUUGGAUGUUGCGGCACCCAGAGAAGACUGUCUCGAGGUACACGUACGGAGCACCAAAGGACCCAUCGAUGUGUAUUUGUGCGAAAUGGAGCAGAACCAUUCAAAUGAGGAAACGUCCGAUGGAGUAGGGACAUCUUCAUCUGAAAGCAAACAUCCGGACUGCCCUGAGAAAGGAGAAAAUUCUCCUCAGCAAAGUGAAGAUUCGCCUGAAGAAAACAACAUUUGA
Sciurus carolinensis (gray squirrel) is the source of this 798-nucleotide messenger RNA. RefSeq names its product transcription factor E2F6-like. The record is from RefSeq and is a predicted model, not a curated record. Bases 1 to 798 code for a protein of 265 amino acids. Lineage: Eukaryota; Metazoa; Chordata; Mammalia; Rodentia; Sciuridae. Gene Ontology annotation, molecular function: RNA polymerase II cis-regulatory region sequence-specific DNA binding; DNA-binding transcription factor activity, RNA polymerase II-specific; protein dimerization activity. Gene Ontology annotation, biological process: regulation of transcription by RNA polymerase II. The transcript has a single exon. Gene Ontology annotation, cellular component: RNA polymerase II transcription regulator complex.